GCGAUCUGGGAUGCGGAAGCUACUGCAAUUUUUUGCAAACUUUGCGUGAUUGAGAAAGGAAAGGGGAAUAGGCCUCUCAAGUUUCUGAGUCCCGUUGGUUACAAAAAUCUUGCUGAGGGUUUUUUUAGAGAAACAAAGAGAGAUUAUAACAAACAACAAUUCAAAAAUAAAUGGGAUAGUAUGAAGAAGGAGUACACCAGUUGGAUGACCUUCAAGAACAAGACAACAGGUUUAGGUUGGAAUGAUGAAGCAAACACUGUGGUAGCUGAUGAUGAUUGGUGUAAAAAAAUGGGAGAAGAAAACAAGGAGUUUCUGGCAUUUCGUAAACGUGGACCUGAACAUUUGGAUGACAUGAGCAGGAUGUUUGAGAAUGUUCUUGUUACUGGAGAGAGCUCAUUCAUGCCUGGUACAAUAUCUGGUACGGUGUUGCCGGAGGGUGCAGAGCUUCAUAAUCUUGACGAAGAUGAUGAUGAUGAAGUACACGUUACUCCAAGUAGUCGUGGAAAGAGAGGCGCUGGACAGCUUGAGAACCCAAAAAAGAAAAAUCCCGUGCAACGUGAAUUGAAGCGUAUGGUUGAUCAUAUGAUUAAUGAAGAUGCGUCAGUUGCUUCUAGCAAAAUAACCAUUGUUACUGAAAUUGAAAAUAUAAUGUAAGAAGUAGUGAUGUGUGGAGCAAAAGAAGGAAGUGAUGAGCAUUACAUAGCAACAAAGUUGUUUGCUAAGUUGGAGAACCGUGCCUUUUUUCGUAUAUUCAAGACAAAUGAAGGCAAGAUGAAUUGGCUGAGGAGGAUGUAUGAGGACCGUAGGAAGAAUUAGAUGAUCUAUGCUAUGAAUCGUGAUAUUUUAUUUCUGUUAC
This is a messenger RNA of Lolium perenne, 856 nucleotides long. NCBI's taxonomy places the organism in Eukaryota, Viridiplantae, Streptophyta, Magnoliopsida, Poales, Poaceae. The record is from RefSeq and is a predicted model, not a curated record.